UAAAUGUCUAGCAAGCACGUGUUGUCACCGACAGUUGACCAGCUCCAGCUCUGUUCGUAGGUGUUAGCAUGACGUUAGCAGCACUCGGCUAACGCUAGCCACCGACUGCUAACAGGAGAUAAUCUACCCCGAAACAACUUUAAAUCCUGAUGACUGUAGUCAUGUGUCACGAUGGCGACAGACAUUGUUGCACAGUUGGCCGACUCUCUUGCCAAGACUGGAGUAGCAGAAGGAGAGCUGAGCUACAAAGGCCAGGGAAAAAAGCUGGAUAAUGCCCAAUCAGUGCAGGAGAUGGUGAAGGAGAUCCAGAACUUCGAGGGUUUGCAGGCCCUCAGGUUGGAGGGAAACACCGUGGGUGUGGAGGCAGCGCAAGCCAUUGCCAAGGCCCUGGAGACAAAGAGGGAGUUCAAGUGCUGUUAUUGGAGUGACAUGUUCACUGGUCGCCUGCGCUGUGAGAUCCCACCUGCCCUGAAUUCACUGGGUGAUGCUCUGAUGCUGGCGGGUGCCAGGUUGACUGUUUUAGACCUCAGUGAUAACGCCUUUGGACCUGAUGGGGUGAAGGGUAUCGAGAAGUUGCUCAAGAGCACUGCCUGCUACACAUUGCAGGAGCUGCGGCUCAACAACUGUGGCAUGGGCAUCGGUGGGGGAAAGAUCUUGGCUGCUUCAUUGAGCCAGUGCCACAAAAAAUCCAGCGCAGACGGCGUCCCCCUGAGCCUGAAGGUGUUUGUUGCAGGGAGGAACCGUCUGGAGAACGAUGGAGCCACUGCUCUCGCUCAUGCCUUUCAGUUGAUGGGUAGCCUGGAGGAGGUCCACAUGCCCCAGAAUGGCAUCAAUCACCCUGGUGUGACAGCCCUGGCUACAGCCAUGCAGCACAACACGGGCCUCCGCAUCCUCAACCUCAAUGACAACACCUUCACCGAGAAGGGAGCUAUCGCCAUGGCUCAGGCCCUGAAACACCUGCACAGCAUCCAGGUGAUAAACUUUGGAGACUGUCUGGUGCGGCCAGCAGGAGCCAUUGCUAUUGCAGAAAGUUUAACAGAGGGACUGCCCAUUCUCAAGGAACUCAAUCUGUCCUUUGGCGAGAUUACAGCAGAAGCUGCUCUGGCAGUGGCACAAGCAGUAAAGGGCAAAGACCAGCUGGAGAAGCUGGACCUAAAUGGUAACUGUCUAGGAGAGGAUGGCUGCAAAGCUCUGAAAGACUCCAUGGACAGCAUGAAGAUGGGUGACCUUCUAGGAUCACUCAGUGACGAUGAGGGUGAGCCAGAAGAUGAUGAUGACGAUGAAGAUGAGGAAGAGGAGGAUGAUGAAGUGGAUGAGGAGGAAUUGGAGGAGGAAGAGGAAGAAGAGGAGGAAGAGGAAAGCACUGGAAUAAAGUUGUCCACCCCUGCAUCAGCACCCCGUCCGCCAGACGUCUCCUCCUUCCUCAGCUUUCCGUCCCCAGACAAACUGCUCAAACUUGGGGCCAAAAGAGCAUUGCUUAUCGAGCAGCAGGUGGAUGUGUCAGAUGCUGCAAAAACAGCUGAAGCAUUCCUCAAGAUCGCAUCUGUGUAUAAGGAGGAGAACAAUGAUGUAAAGAACGCAGUGUUGGACAGCAUUGACACCCUUCUGAAGAAAGCUUUUGCCACUCCUUCCUUCCAAGGCUACAACUUUGUAUCAUCUUUGUUAGUGCUGCUUGGACUUAUCAAGAGUGAAGACAAGGUGAAGCCUGUGCUCGUGGUUCCCGGCCACCUCCAUACCUUGGAGCACGUUGUUCGACAGGACUACUUCCCCAAAGAGAACGUGGCUGUGCUGGAGGCCUUCAUGUCCCGAGCGGCGGAUGGCCCGACGAUUUCACCCACCACCAAGUUACCCGCGGGUGGCGGCGCUCCUGUCAUUCCCUGUGUGACACUAAAGUUUCUGUCUUGUCGGCUUCUGUCAAGUGUAAGGCCAUUGUACAACAACAAGUCAAGGUACAGAAACAACAAGGCCCUGGAGUCAUGUGGCAAUGCCAGAAACAACCUUCAGUCCACACUGCAGGGAGUCAGGUCUGAGAGUUGAGGACUGCUGAUACACACACAGACUGAACUUUGACUGAUCACUGAUGGACCUUUUGGAAACCAGCACACAUGAGCCCAAAUUUGAAAUGAAGCAGAGCAGCACUUGAGAAUACUCCACUCAUUGUGGUGUCGCUGCUGUCCUUCACAAGUUUAGCAAUACCCCUCUAUCUGGACUCGAAUGCUUUAUGUUUUGAAGUAGACUAUGCUUUUAUGGUGUGGACUAGCUGAAGUACUUCAUGUACACUCAUACAACCACAGGACAGCACUGACAUCUUGGUCUUCACGUUCUUUGUAUUCUGGUGAAGAAGAAAAGGCCUUAUUCCCCACAUGACCCAAUAUCUGUGUGUUUCCUCCCUUUUAUGGACACCUGACUGACUCAGCACGGAUCACACGUUGGUGAAAACUAGAAAAGCUCUGACCAGAAUUGAUCUGGACUUGAAGCAUCAGCUAUUGUACAUUUUCUAUUUGAUAUCUAACUUUUUAAUAUUCUGUUGUUUUUAUAUUAAAUGUUUAUUAAAUUCAAUAAUAUGGUUAAACAAUGAUGUUAUUCAAAUAUGUACUGAUUGAAAAAAUAUUAUCCAAUUGUAAAGUACAAUAGAGAACAAUCAAAAGGGAUGAAAUAAGUAAAUCUGCCUUUAAUGAGGUGCAAGGGGCAGAGUUUUUGGAUUUGUUACAAAAAUAAAGCUGAAUUGAGUGUU
This is a messenger RNA of Micropterus dolomieu (smallmouth bass), 2734 nucleotides long. RefSeq names its product RAN GTPase activating protein 1a (gene rangap1a). The record is from RefSeq and is a predicted model, not a curated record. Gene Ontology annotation, molecular function: small GTPase binding; GTPase activator activity. Lineage: Eukaryota; Metazoa; Chordata; Actinopteri; Centrarchiformes; Centrarchidae. Gene Ontology annotation, biological process: signal transduction; activation of GTPase activity; nucleocytoplasmic transport. Gene Ontology annotation, cellular component: nucleus; cytosol; perinuclear region of cytoplasm. The transcript is spliced from 17 exons. The coding region runs from base 172 to 2037 and encodes 621 amino acids.